Messenger RNA from Punica granatum (pomegranate), 1874 nucleotides. The record is from RefSeq and is a predicted model, not a curated record. Lineage: Eukaryota; Viridiplantae; Streptophyta; Magnoliopsida; Myrtales; Lythraceae.
ACAGGGGACAGUUUCUAUCUCUCUUCUCUCUCUCUCUCUCUCUCUCUCUCUCUAUCCUCCGAAUGACGAGGAGAUGACCGGUGGUCCAAGUGGAAAAGCAGGGGACCCGCCAUCGCCAUGAGAGCUUCUUUUGGCUGAAACAGAAAGAAGGAAGAGGAAACCCGUACGGAGAAGAUCAGAGUGCACCACAACCCGGGUCUUCUCGCAUUACCCAGAAGAAGGAAGGAGCUGGAGGAGGAGGAGGAGGAGGAGAAGGAGAUAGAAAGAAGAAGCUUCAUUCAUUUCCGCCAUUAAAGGAGGAGGAGAGAGAGGGUGGCGGGAAUGUCGGGGCAUUACAGUGGCGGUGGAGAAGGUCAGAUGGUGAGGAAGGAGGUGGUGGAGGAAGCGGUGAUCGUCGUGGGGCUGGUGGCAGCUCAGGUGGCGUACGCCGGGAACUCGGUGUUGAUGGGGUACGUCAUGUCCUUCGGCGUCGACCCUCUCACCCUCAUCCUCUUCGCUUCCCUCUCCACCUUCUUCUUCCUCUCCCCUCUCGCCCUAUGCUUCGAAAGGAGCUUAUGGCCAAAGACGCUGACCCUGAAGCUAAUGAUUCAGCUGGUUUUGAUCUCCUUUGGAGGGGUUACUCUGUUCCAGACUCUGUUCUUGAAAGGGAUUAAGCUGACAUCGCCGGCAAUGGCCACAGCCAUGCCGAACCUUGCACCUGGUCUCAUCUUCAUCAUCGCUUGGACUGUUGGGUACUUCUCCUCUAUCUUGGAGAGAGUCAACUGGAGUCUGCUGUAUAGCAAAAUCAAGAUAGUGGGGACGGUGCUGUGCGUUGCAGGGGCUGUAACAAUGAGCCUAAUGCACAGUGCUGCAGCAAAGGGGUCGGCAUCAUAUCUGGUCUUCGAUAAACAGAAGAUCAUCGGCAGUUCUUAUCUAUUGGGAGCUGUCUUCAUGAUGUCAAGCAUUGUGGUCUUGCAGGCAGCAACCUUGGGCGACUUCCCAGCACCAAUAUCUCUCUCUGCAGUAACUUCAUUGAUCGGCGUGUUUACAACUAUUGCUGCUCAGUUAUUUGAAGGGCGCAUAGUGGAGACUAGUUGGCCUCUAGUGAGCUUUGGGGCUGUGUGUGGCAUUUCUCUUUUGGCCGGAACCAUAGGAGGAGCAUGUGUUAGCUUCAGCGCGUGGGCAAUGAAGAAAAGGGGGCCAGUCCUUGUGUCCAUGUUCAGCCCCAUUGGGACUUUUUGCUCGGUUGUUCUGUCUUUCGCAACCUUAGGGGACACAAUCAACAUAGGAAGUGGGGCCGGUAUGUUCAUCAUGUUCACAGGACUGUAUCUCGUGCUAUGGGCGAAAGGGAAAGAAGGUUACCUGAACAAAGGCGGACUGCUAAAGACUUGAUGCUGUUCCUGUUGAUGGGGUUCGGGUUAAUUUUCUUGCAACUGUUUAUAGAGAUGGCAGAGACUUGCUCCUGGAAUGAAAACGGGAAGUCGAUCGGAAAAAGAAGGAAGUUCAUCAAUUAAGAAAAUCCUUGAACCAAACCUAGAGCUAUUUGUUCGGUGUCGGGACCAUAGGGAAAGGUUUUGAAAAUGAAUCCCGAGAUCCCAGCUACGGUUGAAGUAGUGGACAGCUGCUUCAGGUCUAACCAUAGAAGUUCUUCUUGUGCCUUCAUUAGCUUCAAUGGUUAACUGUCUUUUCCACGAAGCUGCAGAUUCUUGCUUUAUAAGAGAGUUUUCCCUGCAAACUGCACUUUCCUCUCUUCAGUUUGUCCCGAUAAAAUCGGUGCUCAGGUCUCAACGAACAUUGUUUGUUCGGUUAAUAGUUUGAGGGAGAACCUCAGGAGGUUUGCUUCCCCCUGCAGAGGGUCGCGGAUCCAAACUGAUCACUGCAGUAACUCUUGCGGU